AUGUCUUAUUUCUCAAACCACUCCCAGUCCACCCGCCACUCCGCCAUUCCCUCCGAUCCGCAACACCCAUCCGCGCCCUCCCUUGCCCCGCGUUCUCGUGCUCCCUCCUCAAAACACUUCUCCACCUCCCUCCAGACUUCUUUAGAGGAAAAGUCGCAAGGAAAGGACAAGCCCAUAACGCCUUCUAUCAGUGGAGGCGUCCACCCACUCAGGCACACAUGGGUCUUCUGGUUCCGCCAACAGCGCGCACCAGGUAACAAAAUCACAAACUAUGAGGAAGGCAUAAAAAAGAUCGCCUCAUUCAGCUCGGUUGAAUCCUUCUGGUCUCUCUGGACCCACCUCUAUUCUCCCUCUGCCCUCCUCCCGACCACCGAUUAUCUCCUCUUCCACUCCGGCAUCCGCCGUCCCGUGUGGGAAGACCCUCUCAACAUCGACGGCGGUAAAUGGAUCAUCCGCCUCAAGAAGGGCGUCGCCGACCACAUCUGGGAGGACCUCGUCCUUGCCAUCAUUGGCGAUCAGUUCGAGGACUGCAGGACCGUGACUGCUUCUUCCGAAACCACCAAUGGUGACUCUCGCAGCACUCCGAGCGAGUGGCCCGAAAUCUGCGGGUGCACAAUCAGCGUACGCCAGAGCGAGGACAUUGUCACGCUCUGGAAUCGCGUCGAUGCUGAUGUUAAAGUGCGCGAGAAGAUCAGGGACACUUUAAGAACUGUGCUAAACCUACCGCCUUCGACGAUCAUGGAGUACAAGUCCAACAAUGAUUCGAUGCAAGACAAGUCCAGCUUCCGCAACUCGGCGAUCGACCGUACACCCCUCGCAUAGUUAAAGUGCAUUGUGACCGUGGUCGACACGCGACGAUGUCAACUCACGCGGCUAGUUUGCGUGCUGCACGAGACACGUCAUACGACAACGAGAAAUUGAGAGGAGAGGGCUCC
This is a messenger RNA of Coniophora puteana RWD-64-598 SS2, 935 nucleotides long. Its product is annotated as translation initiation factor eIF4e. Gene Ontology annotation, cellular component: eukaryotic translation initiation factor 4F complex. Lineage: Eukaryota; Fungi; Basidiomycota; Agaricomycetes; Boletales; Coniophoraceae. Gene Ontology annotation, biological process: translational initiation. The coding region runs from base 1 to 822 and encodes 273 amino acids. The record is from RefSeq and is a predicted model, not a curated record. Gene Ontology annotation, molecular function: RNA 7-methylguanosine cap binding; translation initiation factor activity. The transcript is spliced from 5 exons.